Magnusiomyces paraingens is the source of this 1047-nucleotide messenger RNA. RefSeq lists its product as uncharacterized. The record is from RefSeq and is a predicted model, not a curated record. The coding region runs from base 1 to 1047 and encodes 348 amino acids. The transcript has a single exon. Lineage: Eukaryota; Fungi; Ascomycota; Dipodascomycetes; Dipodascales; Dipodascaceae.
AUGACUCGCUUAAAUCCUAAACGACGACAUAUAAUCCUGCUCAUUGCAUCUUUCCUGGACAUUUCCACACUUGCUCUUUUUAUUAUUAAUGCCAUCAAUUCACCUAAUUUUUUCCAUAUCUUUGCAAUGUACCAAAUUGCAGCCCCACAACUUUCUACUGAAGAUUAUCUUUCCUUUUUCAUAAACGACGAAGCUUAUAAUCGCACAAGAUACUCUUCCAAAAUUGAAAAAUUAUUACCAUCAUCUGCAGAAACAGUCCCUGCUUUUGACUUUUAUUACAAUGAAAACUUUUGCUCAUAUAACUCGACCAAAACUGACGAUAUACGACAACACUAUUUUCCCAAUAAUACGGUCGUAUCAAACCGUUCCAUAAAAGAAUCUAUCUGCUACUUAUUUUUGCGUGGAUACAUUCCCCGUGAACAAUGGAUUGGAUUUGAAGAAGCUCUUGAUUACGAAUCCUGGUAUGUGAGAAACUAUUUAUAUCUAAGUGACUGCACCAAUACCCCACUAGAAGAUUUAUCCCAAGGCUCCAUUAUUGGAAUUAUUCUUUGGUCUAUUUCGAUAUCUUUGGAGCUUCUCUUUAUUAUUUUUCUCUACUGUGCUAGUGGCGGUGAAGAUGUUUCUGUACGAAUGUGUAUUGUGUGCAGCUGGACUUUUGGAUUAAUGCUCUUAUCAAUGGAUGCCGGAGCUUUGUUAUCAUAUGCAAAUUAUGUCGACAAAUUAGUACAAUAUUUGACUAAAGAUUAUGGUAACCUAGUAAUUUUAUUUCGAGAAGCAGGAUUAAAUCCAGCAACUCUUCCGAGACCAAUUACUCUUGGAAGUCGAAUAUUAAUAUUUUCUCCUUUAAUACCAGGAGUAUUAAGGUUUGGUAUAUGGCAAGUGGGUGUAUAUGCGGUAUGGAUGUCAAAAGAUUCACCAACUUCUAAUAUGACUUGGUACGAAACUUUGGAGAAAAAAAUUCUAGGACAAAGACCUGAAGCUGAAGGAUUGCUUGCUGGUGAAGAUGCCGAUCCUAUAUGGGAUGAAAUUGGAUAUAAUAUAAGAUAA